AUGCGAUUACUUUGCGUUACUCUUCUUUUCUUUCAAAUGAAAGUACUCAUGGCCUUCCCUAAAAGGGAUGGUGCAGAAAUUCAAUUCAAUGCCACCCUCGUCCAAACGCCUUUUCCAAAAUGGCUCACUUCUUUUACUGGAUUAACCCAAUGGCCAGGUUUGGAUCCACCAUAUAUCCCACUGGAUUUCAUAGACAUGAGUAAGAUUCCUCCAUAUAAACAGUAUCCUUCAGGAGUUUGUAACGCUAACCCUCCUGAAGCUUGUGCUUUCGAUUGUGACGGAUGUACAGCACAUGACGAUGUGAAGACCUGUUCAAAACUAUCCCAAACGUUUGAUGAUGGACCAUCCUUUGCCACCCAAAAGCUUCUCGAUACAUUGAAACAUAAGGCAACUUUUUUCAAUUUGGGCUUUAAUAUUGUUAACAAUCCAGACAUGUACCGUAAAGUUCUAGAAAAGGGACAUUUAAUUGGUACCCACACUUGGUCACAUCCAUACUUGCCCAGUUUAAGUAAUGAGAAAAUAAUUGCCCAAAUUGAAUGGUCUAUUUGGGCAAUGAAUGCUACUGGUAAUCAUACGCCCAAGUGGUUCAGACCACCUUAUGGAGGAAUAGAUAACAGGGUAAGAGCGAUCACUAGACAGUUUGGUCUUCAAGCAGUCUUAUGGGAUCAUGAUACCUUUGACUGGCAACUUGUAACUCCCGACAAUACUCUUCCGCCCAGAUCUGAGCAACAGAUCUAUCUCGAUGUGAAAAAAUGGAAGCAGGAGGGCAAAGGUUUGAUUUUAGAGCAUGAUGGAUCACAGCGCACCGUAGAUGUCGGGGUAAAUGUCUAUCACCUUCUUGGUGAAGAUCAACUAAAUGUAGCCCAAUGCGUUGGUGGCAUCGACUACAUAAGAAAAUUCUAG
This is a messenger RNA of Zygosaccharomyces rouxii, 903 nucleotides long. It is a transcript of the gene CDA2, whose product is annotated as chitin deacetylase CDA2. The record is from RefSeq and is a predicted model, not a curated record. Gene Ontology annotation, cellular component: prospore membrane. The transcript has a single exon. The coding region runs from base 1 to 903 and encodes 300 amino acids. Gene Ontology annotation, biological process: carbohydrate metabolic process; ascospore wall assembly. Gene Ontology annotation, molecular function: chitin deacetylase activity. NCBI's taxonomy places the organism in Eukaryota, Fungi, Ascomycota, Saccharomycetes, Saccharomycetales, Saccharomycetaceae.